AUGCCUUAUUCUCGUGCAUCAUCAAUGAAUGCUGACCAUUGGGAUAUGCGGCGUUGGAAAACAGAGAAACUAAAACAAGAAUUAAAAAAUUAUAAUAUUAGUUUUGAGGCAAAUGCAACACGUUCUGAAUUAAUCACUUUAUUGAAUGAUUAUUUGUGUUCGGGAAUGAUAGAUUUUGAGAAGAUUCAAGAUAAAGAAAAUGAAAAUAUUGACUUCAUUGGGCCGUCCGCUAUGAAUAUAGAUAGUAAUGCUAUCUACUUUCCUCUUAAUCUUGGAUGGGCUCUUAAACAAAAUCAACAAUUAGGUAGAAGAGGAGGAAAACGUAUCUCGCCAAAUAUAGUAUCUGCACUCAAAACUUUUUUUAUAGCUGAUCAAUUAGAUCAAAGUAAUAGAUUUACGGCAAAGGAUAUGGUUAACAGAUUACAAGAAAUGGUAAAAAAUGGUGAAAUUUCCGAAGACGACGAAAUCCCUACAGAACAAGCAGUAAAAUCUUGGAUCAGUAGAUUUUCUAAAUCUUCGAAAGAAUUAUCAGCAGCAGAG
Molecule: messenger RNA, 540 nt
Organism: Dentiscutata erythropus
Lineage: Eukaryota; Fungi; Glomeromycota; Glomeromycetes; Diversisporales; Gigasporaceae
Source: the annotation of a GenBank genome assembly